Messenger RNA from Ciona intestinalis (vase tunicate), 4982 nucleotides. The record is from RefSeq and is a predicted model, not a curated record. Lineage: Eukaryota; Metazoa; Chordata; Ascidiacea; Phlebobranchia; Cionidae.
ACUGUGUAAUUCUGCUUGUUUAAAAUUACAGCGAUUAUUUAUGCGUGAUUUGUGAACUUUUAAAAUUAGGAAAUGAAUUAUUGGAAAUUAAUAUUACUGAUUGCUGUUGGGACGUUCUCCUUUAUAGAGUGGGGUGCUUCGCAAAACGUGGAAACUAGAAAUCACGUCAGGAUACAUACUGUGAGAACUGGGUCGAAUGUGAACCAGUUUGGGACUUCUUUAUUGAACCGAAAAUCAGUCAGCUCCACAGAAUUUUUCAUCGGGGCGCCUGGUUUUACUUCCAAUGCUGCGAGGUCUGGUAACAUAAGAGAAGGAGCGGUUUAUAAAUGCAAUGUUCCUGAUAAUGCUUUGGGCGACGUACAAUGUACGGACGCAAGCAGAAUUCCAGGAAUAGGUGAAAACGGAGCACUUGGUAUGGCGAUGACAAUGACCAGCGCGAGAGACAGCGUUGUUAUGUGCAGUCCGCAAUACAUGUUUUCCUGCCCCAACGCCGCUGUAUCGCAAAGACAAAUCGGCUCGUGUGUAAAAUACGACACAAGCAGUACUCUUAUAACCAAGUUAGAUUCACCAUGUCCGACUGUUUGUCCGCAAGGAAGUUCCCUUAUCGUCGAUAUCAUUAUUUUACUGGACGGUUCAACCAGUGUAUUCCCGUCCAACUUUGAACUUGGAAAGAGUUGGAUUAAAAAUCUUUUACAAUCUUUUAGCUCGGAUAUUGAUAAGCAUAAUGUUGUGGUUGGCCUGUACUCAUUCAGCAACAUUAUUAAACGUGAAAUCCCAUUAUCUGCUCGCACAUACUCAACACUUUCAGGUAUGAUUGAUGCUGUUCGUUACCCUUAUGGACAAACAUUUAUACACACCGCAAUCAACGAGGCCGUACAGGAAUACCAACGAGCAGGCAGAGCAUCGGUGCCGAAACUUCUCAUAGUUAUAACUGAUGGAGAAGCUACCGUACCAUCGGCCGUCGCACCGUCCGCUAACGCAGCAAGAGCUGCUGGUAUAAUUCUCACUGCCGUUGGAAUUGGAAGCUCGGUAAAUGAAAACGAACUCACAACAAUAGCUGGAGCUGCCGAGAGAGUUUUUCGUGUUAGCGAUUUUUCUAGCUUGGGAAGCAUUCUGGCUCCAUUGCAAAAAGUUAUUACAGAUUCCGGUUCUUCCUCUAUUGAAGGUUCGGGUAAAAACACCACAACCGAACUAACGCAAUGUCAGAUUGGUCUCGCCGCUCACGUUUCCAAGAAAAGUAACUUAUACGUUGGGGGGGUUGGGUCGUACGAUAGAGCCGGUACAGUAUUCGACUUUGUCGGCUCUUCUGGUAUUCCUACAAGCUUCACAGGAUCCAUAAAUGUAGACGAACUCAAAACUACAUUUGAACCUGAAACAAUUCAAUCGUUAAAAGAUUCUUACAUGGGUUAUUCGGUAACGAGUGGAAACUUUUUCGGAACUUCGAACGCAGAGUAUAUAGCUACAGGGGUGCCCAAGUACCAUUCAAAAGGAACAGUUGUAGUGUCUAAAUCCAACACACCGAUCACGUCCCAAAGUCAAGUGCAUUCAGUACACCCAUAUGGUUCAUUAUGGCAACUUGGGUCAUAUUUUGGGCAAAGUGUUCGCGGUAUCGACCUUAACAAAGAUUCCUAUGAUGACCUAGUUGUAUCUGCACCAUUGUACAACGAAGUUAACGGCUACGAUCAAGGGCGUGUAUUUAUUUUUAUGAACAACCUACAAAAUCCAGUUCUUGCUUGGUUAAACGAGACCUAUCAACCUCGAGUGCUGUCUGGAACUAAAGCGAGCGGGGCCCGAUUUGGAAUGUCGAUUGCUUCUGCUGGUGAUUUGGACCAAAACGGAUACGAAGACAUUAUUAUUGGAGCUCCAUACGAGGAAUCGACUUCUACCAGCAGCGGCGUGGUUUAUGUUUAUUAUAAUUCACAACUUGGACUCAAUGAAAUAAAUAGACAGAGAAUACCCGGUACAACUUUGAAAAGUUCAAUUCAGCAGUUCGGGUAUUCUGUACUUGGAGGAACUGCCAUACCCGUCGAUAUUGACAAUAACCAUUACCCCGAUGUUGUGGUCGGCGCACCGCGCAGCGACUCCGUGUUUUUGUUGAAAAGUCGACCGAUUGUUGACGUUCAAGCUACCAUUGAGCUGAUACCACCAGUGUUUGACGUCAUAAAUUGCUUGGCAGACGUCACUGCAUGCUCGACGGUCAAAAUUUGCAUCAAAGCUAAAUUUCGCAGAGAACACGCGCCAGCUACUCUUGCUAUGGAUCUAAGCACUGUUCUGGACUCAAAGAUUUUCGAUUCUCAGUCAAAACGAAUAACAUUUUUCGGGAAAACCACCAGCGUAGAAACGAAAACGUUAUCUGUUACUUCAACAUAUACAUGUUUUGUAUAUUCCGUAAAACUGAACACCAACGCCCUUGGAACGAGCGCCGGCGCAUUAGAAAUCUCUCCAACUAUAUCUUUCUCAUACGACUUUACCGCUGCCCACAAACAAGCCGUUUUAUCGGGAAUAAUUGAUCCGCUAAAAGAGAAGAAAAUUAGCGCGGAUUGGACAUUUAAUAAAAGUUGUUCUGGUACAAACGGAAAAUGCGUACACGACCUUUCAGUGUCAGCGACUUAUUCCAUAAGAACCGAUAACUCGGUUCUAGUUCUUGGUGCCAACCCUGGAAUACUCUCAGUUGGGAUAACAAUCCGAAACAACGGACCUGACAAUGCAUUUUUCACAAGACUUAAUAUAACAUCGGGCUCUCUUGCCUUCAGUAAGACUACCGGAUCUUGUAUUCGAACUGUAAGCUCUGAUGUUGUUUCUGGGAUACUGGUGCUGUCAUACCAACGUACUGCAUCUGUUCUAGGGGAUAUGAUGCUUGCAAACACCAUGUGCCAAUUUACCGUUGAAUAUUCCCUAGACUCCUUGACAAGUAAAGCAACAUCAAAACAACUGCAGUUGAAUGGAAUAAUAUAUUCAAAUGCUGGUGGUGUUGCUGUCGCAUCAGACCCAAACUUGCAAAACAACAAAUUUGAGUUGAAACGAACAGUACAAUACUCAUCUGCUGUGUCCGUGAGCGGGCAAUCCAACCCGGAUUAUUUGUUCUACGAACGAUCCACCGAACCCAAAGUAGCUUACACGUUAACAGAUGCUGUGCUGGGGGGUAACCGUACAAAUAUUGUCCAUACGCACAUGAUAGAGAAUGGCGGACCUCUUCGUGUCGCAAAACUUUUAACGACGUUUACUUGGCCAGAAGCGACCAAAGCAGGACUUCCGUUGCUUUAUAUUUACGACAUUCAAUGUUUGCCGGCUUCUAAGUGCACGUGUGAUACAGCAAACAAAAUCAACUCACUCGGUUUGCACGUUAAUAUAUCUCGAACAACGCCAAUCGAUUUAACUUUUCCUGAAGCAACUACGAUACUCCCAUCCAUUGUUAACUGCGCAGGCGUAAUAUGCAAAAGUAUCUCAUGUUCGAUUUCUCAAUUGGAACCUUUUAAAUCAGUAACACUCACUGCUUCAUUCAAGCUGUGGCUUCCUUCACUGAACAAUAAACUGCUCGUAACAAACCUAAGAAGCUUAUUGAAUGUAAAUGUUGAAAACGAACCAAUCUACCCGAAUGCAAAUCUCCUUAGCACAGUGAGCACGACGGUAUCGGUUAAGCUACCAGUCGCCACUGGGCAAGGAAAUAACGCAGUGAACUUGGGAGCCAUUAUUGGUGGAAUAUUGGGCGGAAUCGCAUUGCUUUGUAUUAUGAUUGCAGUCAUGUGGAAGGCUGGGUUUUUCAAAAGCAAAUAUGGUGAAAUGAAGCGAGAUGCGAUGAGAUCGAGUCUUCGAGAUGCAAAUGGCGAUCUCGGUAGAAGUACAGACGAUUUGGUCGAUUCGCCAUACGAGCUGGCAAUAAACUGAUACCUCGGCAAUUUUGAUGACCGGUUUUGUAAAAAAAAAAUUGUACAUCUUUCGUAAAUGUACAGCACAGCUUGAGACAAAUAGCAAUAAACUGAUAUUUCUGCACUUUUGAAACCAGUUUCAUAAAUAUUUUUGUACGCCUUUUAUAAAUGUAAAUAAACAGCUUGAGCAAAACGAUGUCCAAAAUGGGGCUUUGGAAUAAAUCAGACAAUAGACCAAUGUAAAAAAAGGCUCGUCGUUGCUACCAUUGUGGGCGUAUGUGUCCUUGGGCAAGACACUUAACGGCAAUUCUCCAACCCAGUGGUCACUAAUGGGUUGUAUAAAUCAGUCACAGAAAAAACACACAAAUACGUGUAAAAUCAUUAGCGUGUACGAGGUGUAUGAAACUAAAAACUCGUACUGUAAUGAUGGUCAUAAUCUGGCGUAGCAAAAAGUUCCAAUCAUUCGUUUUCGUCCGAAUUUUUUCAAACUUGUUCAAAAUUAUAUCAGUGAUUUAUUCGACGAAAAUUGUUGUAAAAAAAAUGCGUGCCAAAGGUGCCAUACGUGCGUCUAAGUCGAUAAAACUCGAAUUCAUAAAAACAAAGAACCGUGACUGCCCGUCACAAAAGAUAUGCGAAACAUUGAAUCAUAAAAUUCAGUAUUACAAGACAGUUUCGUAGUUUUCGUGCAGCAAAUUUGAAGGAAAACACUGCUCAGAAAAAUACUUGCAGCUGUUUAACUGCUGCCUAGUAUAAUAGUAUUUAACCAAUAUAGUACUGUGGGGUAAGACGGGACACUUUUGGCGCAUAAUAUCCGAAUAUUAUGAACGUGUUUUAAACAAAUAACAACGGUCUAUGGAAGUCGUUAUGGUAAGGUUUUAUAAUUCUUUGAAUGUUCUUUGUUUACUACCAAAUGGGAUCAGAAAAUAGAAUAAAAAGGUGUCCCAUUUUCCCCCACUAUUCUAUAGUAAAGAAAAAGCCAUAAUCCGAUGAUUUAAUGCAAAACGUCUAUUGCAACAUAACAUUGUGUUGCUUGAUAGUGCAUACUUAUACAGAACAGUGUGAUGGAAAAGUACUACGAUAGAUUUAUCAACUUUUCGCCCAGAAAGUUGAAUAAAU